Penicillium coprophilum is the source of this 2607-nucleotide messenger RNA. Its product is annotated as ankyrin repeat domain-containing protein. Lineage: Eukaryota; Fungi; Ascomycota; Eurotiomycetes; Eurotiales; Aspergillaceae. The transcript has a single exon. Gene Ontology annotation, cellular component: cytoplasm; nucleus. The coding region runs from base 1 to 2607 and encodes 868 amino acids. The record is from RefSeq and is a predicted model, not a curated record. Gene Ontology annotation, molecular function: protein binding.
AUGCCCAUGUCUCUCACACAUCUCCCAGCUGAGCUGAUCCACAUAAUCGUCAAGUUUCUCAGAGAAGCACGUUACCUCAAUUCUUUGGCGCAAACAUGUUCGGGGCUACAUCUGUUAUUAAACCCCAUUCUCUAUCAAAACAGCAAUCGCUUAUUACACGGGUACCCCCUUGUAUGGGCAGCAAAGCAUAGCUCUGAGUUGACCAUCCAUCGAGCACUUGAUGCUGGAGCCUCCACAUACUCCUGUCAUUACAACUUCAGACGAUCGCUCGUCGCGGCAGUGGACAACAGCAGUGAGACGAUAGUGCGCCUGAUACUGGAACAAAACACAGAGCCUGGUAUAUUCAUCCAGAAUCAGAGCUGCGGCCAGUGUGAGGAUCAGAGACCCGAGACCGCCUCAAAAGUCCUACAUCCAUUAUAUCUGGCGGCAGUGCGUGGCAACGUGGCGAUUGUCAAGCUCUUGAUUGCCCAUAACGUCACUUUCGAACAUGACCACGACUGCUGCGGUGAAACAUGCUUCGAUCUUGUAUUUGCAGCAGUAGAAAAUGGUCAUCUAGCCGUUGUGAAAGUCCUCAUCGAGGCUGGCUACGCAUUGAACGACGCAGACAGCGUAUACUGGCAUAAGCAACCACUCCAUGCUGCGGUCCUUCAGGGUAAUACCGAAUUGGUUCAAUAUUUGCUGGAUGGAGGGGCCAAGCCCUCGCCUCAAGAGGAGCCGCCUAUCAUGUCUGCCGCCAAAAACGGGGACCUGGAAAUGGUCAAAUUGCUUCUGGAACGGGGAGCAGAUCCCAACAAAAGAUUCUGUGGUUCAAUGGCCCUCUCAUGUGCGGCUGGCCAUGGCCAUGUGGAGAUUGUGGAAGUGCUCUUAGACCACGGAGCAGAUCCCGAUCCUGAUAUGGUUCAAGGUUGGCUGAGUACACUCUACCAUGUAGCUAUACACGGUCAACUGACAAUCCUUAAUCUUCUGUUGGCGCGAGGAUUGGACAUAUACCCCAAGGAACCGACGAAGAAACGCGCCUUGUUAUCAUCGGUAAUCGGAGACCCAAAUUGGAGAUUAGUUGAGAGGCAGAAAAAGGCUGUUUUCGCUGAGUUUUUUCGAACCUUCGCCGACUUUGAGGAUAUGAUAAAUGACAAGGAUGAAGAAGCACAAGCCGAGGUUCUUUAUAUAGCCAUUGGCUAUGGAUGGGAUGAUAUUGUGAAGCGUGUUCUGGAGCAUGGCUUUUCUGCAGAUGGAGUCUAUCGUCGCUGUGAGACACGGUACGAGAGGCCGAUACUCCAAGCCAUCGACAAUGGCCAUAUUGAAACCACCAAACUUCUGGUCGAGCAUGGCGCCAAUAUACAAGAGUACCAGGGAGAGAUCACGGCCCUUGUCGAGCAUGGUGCCAAUACACAGGAAUACGACGGCGAAAUCAUGGAUGAAGGCGCGCUUUCCCUGGCAAUCCAAUUGGGCAAUGUACAAAUUGCAGAGCUCUUACUCGACCAUGGGGCUGACAUGAACUGCAUAAGCAGCCGUGGAGAGACAGCUUUGGCCGAGGCUGCCAUGGUAUCCGCCGACAUGUUUCGCAUGUUGCUUGAUCGAGGAGCUGAUCCGACGAAAACUGCAAUUCGUGCUGAUGGCACUUUCAAUCCAUCUUCUGGCGAAAACGCUAUUACCAGAGCAUUGUACUUCGGUGCAGUGGAUGUGGUAGAAAUAUUGAUGGAGAGAGGCGUUGCCUUGGAAAUGCCUCCGUUACCCAAGCAGCAACAGAGGCCCAGGAACCACCAGGGUCCUAGCUUCCUAACGAUUCCCAAGAAAUUGAUAGAAGAAGCAUUUUUGGGAGGAGAAGAGAUGGCAGAGCUGGUCUUGGAUCGGGGACUGUUGAAAAUCGAUCCUGAGAGUAGCGAGGCACAAGAAGGAUUAGUGCACGCUGUCCAAUUUGGGAUGACUGGAGUGGUCAAGCGACUACUUGAGCGAGGCGUCGAUCCCAAAGUACCUUCGCUCUACACUCCGCUAUGUUUGUUGGUCGCUGCAACAUAUUCCCCUCGCACUGACGGUAGCAGUAAUGCUACAGCCAUUCUUGAUCUGCUCCUAGCCCAUGGUGCUGACAUCGAGGAACGGUGUUAUCCUGGCAUGACUCCCUUGUACAGGAUAGUCAUGCAUGUCGAUGCCAAAAAGGAGUGGGUUUGCGAUCAAGCAGAGGUACGACUCUUGUUGGAGAGAGGCGCAGAUCCUUUCGCCAAGCAUGACCACUGGGGUGUGCUCGUGACAGAGACAAGUGAUGCUCACACUCAUUCUGAUUCGCCAUUCAUGAAUAGACGGUCAAUCCCUAGUUCUAAUAUCGGGCCUGAGGAUGACGGUCCUCCCAGCAGAAUGGUUAAAUUUGUGCGGCAGCGCAUGAGUCUGACAGGUCAUGACGGACACGAUGAUCCAUUCCUAGCAUGUGUGAGACUGGGCGAUAAAGCAGUGCUCAACCUCAUGCUUGAUGCAAUUGAUCGGAAAGAAAUCCCCUUGAGGGAGUUGAAGAAUAAACUUGACCGGGCCCGGAUUGAAGCGACUGAGAAUGGAAACCUGCACCUUCUACCCAUUCUAGAGGAUUAUUACUGGGCAAAACGAUAUCCGCACAAGUAA